AUGCUAGGGUCUGUUGUAGCACAUGUUGGUGUUACAGAAUUUCAAAAAAGAGGACUGCCCCAUCUUCACCUUCUGCUUUUCUUUGACUCUGCAAGUAAAUUACACAAUCCUAUAGACUACGACUCUAUUGUAUCAGCGGAGAUUCCAGCGGAGAAUGAGUGCCACGAGCUCUAUGAGACUGUUACGCGGAAUAUGCUUCACAGCUGUAACUCACGAUGUAUCGUGGAUGGUCGAUGUCAGAAAGGCUUUCCAAAAGAUUGGGCUGAAGAGACUACUGCAAUUGAGUCACGUUAUCCAGUCUAUCGUCACCGUCAUGAACCAUCGAGAGUUUUUGUUAAACAGAUUGGUGGGCAAAACAUUUACUUUACGAACCAGAAUGUUGUACCGUACAAUCCAUAUCUCUGUGCCAAGUACGACUGUCAUAUUAAUAUGGAAAUCUGCUCUUGAUUCCGGGUUGUGAAAUACCUUUUUAAAUAUGUUUUUAAAGGGUCCGAUCGCGUACUUCUUCAUCUUGACCAAGAUAACUAUGGAGAUAUGGAUGAGAUUUCUGCCUAUACUGAUACAGGGUAUGUAUCAGCACCAGAGGCCACAUAUCGGAUCCUGGGCUGCCCCUUACACGAAUCCCCUCCACCUAUCCUGCGCCUUCAGGUUCACUUACCUGACCAGCAAGUAGUGACUUUCAAUGAUGGAGAGGACCUUUCCGUCCAGGUUGAACACCGCCAACUGUGGAAGACUACAUUGACUGAGUUUUUUGAAGCAUGUGUGUGAAUGGAAUUGGCAAUGCACAGAAUCUACUCUAUAUAGAUAUGCCAACCUACUUCACUUGGGAUGCUUCUGCAAAGGAGUGGAAAGUGCGAAGAAGAGGCUAUGCCAUUGGGCGUAUGCCAAUAGCAAGUCCACAGUCAGGAGAACGGUUUUUCCUCCGCAUUCUUCUCUGCCAUGUUCAUGGCCCUACUUGCUUCACCGACCUCUGUACCAUUGAUGGAAAUGUGUAUUCAACCAUUCGUGCAGCGUGCCAGGCCAGAGGGUUAAUCAACGAUGAUCAGGAGUAUGAUGACUGUCUUCGUGAAGCUACAGGAAUCCAGACAGGCCUACAGCUCAGAGCUCUUUUCCUGCUAAUUCUCUGUGAUUGUACUCCAUCAGACCCACGUGAUUUAUGGGAUAAGUAUGCAGAGCAUCUUGCUGAUGACUGCCAGACACGACUCCAACGCCUUGGACUACACAAUCCUACUGAGUCUCAGGCUAUUGAUCACUGCCUCUGCCUACUACACCAAUUGCUCCGCCUUCAUGAUCAUACCCUCCCCGUCUUUUCUCUUCCAAACCCCCACCAGAACCUGGAUCUUAAUACAGAUCCAGGACAAGAAAUAGGCUUUAGUGAGCAGGAAUUCGAGGCCCGAGUCUCUCAACUAAGUCCAUUGCAGCUCAAUGCCUAUUCUGCAGUCACUGCCUCUGUCACCUCAGAUUCUGCUUCACUUUUUUUCCUAGAUAGGCCCAGUGGUACCGGCAAGACAACUGUUAUUCGACUUAUUCUAGCCUAUAUCCGUUCCCAGGGCUAUACUGCAAUCGCAGUUGCAUCAACUGGGAUUGCUGCACAACUCCUCCCCUACGGCCGAACUGCUCACUUCCAAUUUGGAAUCCCAGUACCCAUUACUGCUGAUGGAAUUUCAUUCCUACGCAAGGGCACACAGGCAGAGAACCUUCUUAAUUCUGCCAAGCUUAUUGUCGGGGAUGAAUCGCCAUGUCAACACCGAUAUUGCUUUCAGUGUGUUGACCGCUUGCUUCAAGAUUUCCGCUCAAGUAAUAAGUUCUUUGGUGGUAUUACUAUCCUGUUUGCUGGCGACUUCCGGCAAACACUUCCAGUAAUUCCUCGCGCUUCGAUGGCGCAGAGUGCUGCUGCCAGUAUUCAACAUACUUCGUUUUGGGAAGGCGUCAACCAUCUUCACCUUACAGAGAAUUUGCGUAUACAGACCAGCAAUCUAGUCCCUACAGCUAUUGAGAAAGCAAGAAACUUUGCGAGCUGGAUUCUUCAAGUGGGCGAUGGCGAUCCAAGACUUGCAGUAGUUGAUACCUUUAUUUCGAUACCUACAAAGUAUUUGGUACAACCGCAAACACUUACUGCACUGCUCUUACACGUUUAUGACCAUUUACCUGGGAUAGCAGAAAAUAGAGCCCAGUUUUUUGCUGCAAGAGCUAUUCUUGCCCCGCAUAAUGAUACAGUUGAUAUGGUUAAUAGCCAUAUGCUUUAG
This is a messenger RNA of Tuber aestivum (summer truffle), 2246 nucleotides long. The record is from the annotation of a GenBank genome assembly. Lineage: Eukaryota; Fungi; Ascomycota; Pezizomycetes; Pezizales; Tuberaceae.